ACAUUGACUAUUUUUUAGACAGCUGUUUAAUGCAUUUUUAAUUAAAAUCUCGUCAAAAAUUGUUUAUAUUUUCAUCGCAAAUUAUUGUUUUGUUUUUUUAAAAAAGUGUUUGAAAUAUUCUAAAAAUAGAUUAGUAAUAUCUGUGUUUGUGUACAUAAUUAUGUUAAAAUGAAUUCUUUGCGUGAUAGCUUAGCUAGUAUACCGGGUGCGGUUACGAAUUUUAUCAGUGACACAGCAUCGGUAGCCUCCAGUUAUAUACCCAUUAAUGUAGGAUUUCAAGGACAAAAUGAUACAACUUCCACAGAUUCCACCACCGAAUCUCUUAAUAGUUUUAAUGAAAUGGACAGCAGUUCGACGGGAGCAGUUUUAAUAAGUGAAAAAUCUUUACCCAUACCAGCGUCAUUGAUCAAAGAACAAUGGCGUUUGAUAUUUACCUCCGAUGCUAGUGAACAAGAUCUUAUGGAGGCCAUAAAUCAUUGUAAAGACUUGGUCUUAAUAUCCGAAGAAAAUAGUGAAGAACGUCGUUGGUUGGUUAGGCAUUUAGUAGAUUUGCGCUAUUCUUUGGAAGAAUUGUUGGAGGCCAAAAAUGAUAAGGUGGAAGUGGGUCCUUCGGUAAAAACGGUAGUGGGUCAUCACUUUGCGGCUCGUCAGAAAGGGGUGGGCAAAGGUUUGCCCCUACCCACAGCACGCAAUUAUUGUGAUCAUUGUACGGGCAUAAUUUGGAGUGUAGUACAGGCUUCCUAUCAGUGCUCCGAUUGUCGUUAUAUGGUACAUCAGAAAUGCCUAGACAGUGUGGUGAGAGUAUGUGCUCAUGUUAUAGCAUCCGAAAGGCAAUAUCCUAUUUUAGACAUUUGCCCGGAAAUCGGUUUAGCGGCCCAACGAUAUAAGUGCACCGAAUGUCGCACUUUAUUAAACUUUAAAAAUUCCUGGAUUGAACCUCGCUUAUGUGAUUACACGGGUUUAUACUAUUGUCCCUCUUGUCAUUGGAAUGAUUCGUGUAUUAUUCCCGCCCGUGUUGUUCACAAUUGGGAUUUUGUUCCACGCAAAGUGUCUCGUUCAGCUUUACAGGAAAUUCAACUAUUUCUCGAUAAACCCUUAAUAAGACUUGAAGAUGCUAAUCCCAAGUUGUUUGUUUUCUUGGAGAAAUUAGCCUCCUUGAAAAAAUUGCGACAGAAUUUGGUAUAUAUGCGUAAAUAUUUGUCUGAAUGUCGCCAGGCCGUUGAGGAAAAGUUACUGGAAACGCAAAUUGGUUUCCGUCGACAUCUCAUACAAUCAAAUGAAUUCUAUUCGAUUAAUGAUCUGGAACAGGCUGAAAACGGUACAUUAGGCGAACAUUUACAUAAAGUUUACAAUUGUUUCGACAAACAUAUACGCAAUUGUUCGAUGUGCACUGCUAAAGCAUAUAUCUGUGAAAUUUGCAGCAAUAAUGAAGUAAUAUUUCCAUUCGAUGAUGGCUGUAUUAUAUGUGAUAAAUGUAAUUCUAUAUAUCAUCGUGUUUGUAUGACGCGAAAAAAUAUGAUUUGUCCUAAGUGUGUACGUGUCCAGGAACGUCGCAUACAAAGGGAAUUAAUGGUGGAAAAAUAUAUAAAUUCCAAUGAUCCCGAAAAGGUUUUAAGUGACGAUAAUGAUGGUGAUGAGGAAGAUUGAGGGUGCAAUUAAUAUUAUUUAUGUAAUUUUAGUGGUAAAAUACAAUUUUAUUAGGUUUAAAUGUGACUAUGUAUAUACAAUUAUAUUAUUUUUUAAUAAAUAAAAAUA
Lucilia sericata (common green bottle fly) is the source of this 1755-nucleotide messenger RNA. RefSeq names its product differentially expressed in FDCP 8 homolog (gene DEF8). The record is from RefSeq and is a predicted model, not a curated record. The coding region runs from base 169 to 1647 and encodes 492 amino acids. The transcript is spliced from 3 exons. Lineage: Eukaryota; Metazoa; Arthropoda; Insecta; Diptera; Calliphoridae.